AUGGCGUUCUCUUCACUUUCAAUUCUCAAGACCUUCGUUACCUCCGGAUCAGCGUUCAAGAUCGUUUAUACAACAAGCAAUGGCCCUAUCAUAAGUAAUAUUACAAAGAGGGUGCUUGUUCUCGACUCUUCGUUCAAUCCUCCACACUUUGGGCAUGCAACAUUGGUGAAAAAAUCCAUUCUCUACCAUUUUCCGGACCAAUCCGAUGUUUCCGUCUCCACGAUUAAUACGAAAUCGGUGCUUCUCCUUUUAUCACUGAAGAAUGCAGAUAAAAAGACCGCAGAUCUAGGAAAUUACUCACUAAGGUUGGAUAUGAUCCAAUUGUUGGCUUCUCAUAUUUCUGAGGAUUAUGGUAUUGCCUGCUCAAUUGGGUUGACAACCAAGUCUCUCUUCACUGAGAAAAUAAGUGCUAUAAAUCAGGAAAUAAACAAACCGCAGGUGAAGUUUACUUUUCUUUUAGGGUUUGACACUCUUGUAAGACUGUUUGAUCCAAAAUAUUAUCCUAAUCAAUCGAUAUCAUCCGCAUUGAAACCGCUGUUUGCCAACUCUAGCUUCUUCAUUUUAAGCAGAAAUGAUGAGAAAUAUCCACAGGAGGAGCAGGAAAAAUAUAUUGAAAAGAUUGAACGUGGUGAGUUUAAGAAUGACAUUCCUUCAGAAUGGACUAGACAUUUGUUUUUGGUGAGGGGAGACGGCACAAGUCUAAAUAUCAGCUCAUCUGAAAUCAGAGCCAUGAUUAACGGCGGUCAAGAAAAAUGGAAAAAGUACACAUAUGCAGAUAUAAUUGGCUACAUUACAGAUCAUAAUAUGUACGUCUGA
Messenger RNA from Brettanomyces bruxellensis, 816 nucleotides. RefSeq lists its product as uncharacterized. The coding region runs from base 1 to 816 and encodes 271 amino acids. Gene Ontology annotation, cellular component: cytoplasm; nucleus. Gene Ontology annotation, molecular function: nicotinamide-nucleotide adenylyltransferase activity; ATP hydrolysis activity. Lineage: Eukaryota; Fungi; Ascomycota; Pichiomycetes; Pichiales; Pichiaceae. The transcript has a single exon. The record is from RefSeq and is a predicted model, not a curated record.